AAAAUAAUCGCUAGAGCUGCACGGCAUCGUCCACUCAUAUCCUGGCGUUGGGCCAUGCUCUCGAUAUAGCCCGGGAUUGAGGAUAGCUCCAUCUGGCGGUGACUUCAAACUGUUUCAGUGGUUUUUUUUGUUGUCAUUGUGAUCAUCUCUCCGAUAUCCUGCUCCACCAUUUAUUUGGCCCAGUUUCUCCCUAUCUUUCUCCUGCUCUUUAUCUCGUCCCAUCCGCUGUACCAUUCCGUUGGAUAUCCCCAAUUCCCCAAUUCCCUACCAGCCUGCUACUUGGCCAAGUAGACAACUAUUCCCCUUACUUGUCUUAUAAAUUCCAGUGGCUUAUCUGCUUCUUUUUCUCUUUCACGCCAUGGACCUCUUUCAAUAACCCCGGCGGCUGUCACAGCCAACACUACAGACUCACCACUUGACUCACGACCACACAGCCAAUUGUGUCAUUGUCACAAGCCUUUGACAGCUGCAGCCUACAAACCCAAUUUCUCCUCAACAUCCACCUCUUUCAUCACAAAAGUCAUCACUCAAAGCAAAAGAGUCAUAAGCCAUGGCUCCAAACAUCUUCAUCUGUCUGCGCAAUGUCAUCUGUCCUCUGUACUGGUUCGACAAAGGAACUCGAGUUGUCGGGCAUCCCACCAAAGACGAGCACUGGGAAUCCCCCGUCCCAGGAACCUAUCGUUACUUCCCAGAACGAGGCUGGCACCUCAUACGCCGCGACGGUGAUGAGGAGGACGAAUCCGAGCCCCGUCCUGUCGUUUACUGUCGUAUCGUCCACCGCUAUCUUUUCGCCUCGGACAUGGAAAAACGCUGCCGUUACCACCGCGUACACUUAAGAGACGGUCAAGAGCCCCAAAAAUGUCUCUUCUUCCAACUCGAUGACGGUUUCACUUGGGUUAUUGGCUGGGACUCCCGUGGCAGAUUCAUACCCGGUCCAUACCGCAAGUGGUGUUACGAUAAGGAGAAUAUGACUAUGCGACGAAUGACCUCGUACGAGGAUAGCUCUGCUGCGACUUCGCCUAUGACAUCGCGCACCAGCAGUGUUGCUUAAUUGUUCCACUUUUACUACUAUUCCUUGUCCACAAAAUUUUUUCUUCAGCAUGCUACACUAUCUAUCAGCAAGCGGGUUUCUUUUCUACAGUCAUGAUUUAAUAUUAUGAGCGACGGCGUUAUUGGAGGCCAAUCGAGGAACGGAAUAGAAUAUAGAAGGCGGGAUACACUUCAAUGAAACAUAUCAUUCAU
Talaromyces stipitatus ATCC 10500 is the source of this 1242-nucleotide messenger RNA. RefSeq lists its product as uncharacterized. The transcript has a single exon. The record is from RefSeq and is a predicted model, not a curated record. Bases 551 to 1051 code for a protein of 166 amino acids. NCBI's taxonomy places the organism in Eukaryota, Fungi, Ascomycota, Eurotiomycetes, Eurotiales, Trichocomaceae.